AAAGGCCUAGCUGGAGACGAUGGACUCCUUGCCGAACCCCUACCAGCAGUCUGUUUCCCUGACUGUGUGUUACAUAGUGAAGAUCAAGGCAAACCUUCUGUCUCCUUUUGGGAAGAACCCAGAGCUUCAGGUGGAUUUCGGCACGGGUACUGGGCAAGGUGGCGACAUUCCAUUCCGUUUCUGGUACUGCGAUGGCAUCGUGGUGAUGAACACUUUAAAGGACGGGAGUUGGGGGAAGGAACAGAAACUGCAUACUGACGCUUUCGUGCCAGGCCAGCCAUUUGAGCUGCAGUUCUUGGUGCUGGAGAAUGAAUACCAGGUGUUUGUGAAUAGCAAGCCCAUCUGCCAGUUUGCCCACCGCCUGCCCCUACAGUCUGUGAAAAUGCUGGAUGUGAGGGGAGAUAUCGUGCUGACUUCAGUGGAUACGUUAUAAGGGGCAGAAGAUC
Capra hircus (goat) is the source of this 446-nucleotide messenger RNA. RefSeq names its product lectin, galactoside-binding, soluble, 16 (gene LGALS16). The record is from RefSeq and is marked provisional. Gene Ontology annotation, molecular function: carbohydrate binding. NCBI's taxonomy places the organism in Eukaryota, Metazoa, Chordata, Mammalia, Artiodactyla, Bovidae.